AUGAUUGGAGCAAAACCCGAGAGGCAGAGACUGGGAGAAAUCUCACCUAUUGAUAAGAGAACGCAACACGAAGAGACCACCGCAUUUAACGUUGGAGAUGUGCCUGUUGCAGUCUGGCGGGAAUGCCUCGCCGGCGGACUCGUGGUUGCAUGCGGCGCCAGCGAGGAAAGAGGAGACGACUUGGUAGCGCCGGCCCGCCCGAGGUAUAGCAAGGGAAGGCCACAACUGGGCGGCAGCCCCCCGCAAAAUUUUGCCCACUUGUUGCCCUGGGUCUCUCCCAUUCUCAUACUAGGCUCUACUCAGUAA
Messenger RNA from Lodderomyces beijingensis, 306 nucleotides. Lineage: Eukaryota; Fungi; Ascomycota; Pichiomycetes; Serinales; Debaryomycetaceae. The record is from the annotation of a GenBank genome assembly.